Messenger RNA from Onthophagus taurus, 584 nucleotides. The record is from RefSeq and is a predicted model, not a curated record. Lineage: Eukaryota; Metazoa; Arthropoda; Insecta; Coleoptera; Scarabaeidae.
UUCGGCGCACUUCUCGUUUCAAACCAUAAAGUUAAAUCUCUCGUUUGCACAGCUCGGCAAUUUGAUUUCAACGCAUUCAUUCGGAACAAAAAUCUCUUAAACAAUGAUGAUCAAGUGCAUUGCUUUGUUCGCCUUGGUAGCAUUUUCCGCUGCUUUUGUGAUUCCUGAAGAUCAAUAUCAACAAUACUUCCUUGUAGGACAUUACGAACCGGAAGAAUAUGAACUGAUAGAUGUUGAUCACCAUGCUAGAAAUAAAAGAUCUUUUGCGCCAGGUGGUACACAAAUAGGCGGCAGCACUGAAAGUCCUUAUCCGUGGAGUGUCGGAGGUAGCGUUGAUAAAGUUGGACAGAAUACUGUUACCAGUAUUAAUGCUGGUCACAAAACUGAUCAAACUCAUGUAACUGGAUCAUGGAGUAAAGUUGUUAGAGGACCAAAUAGGGCUAAACCCAACUGGAGUAUUGGGGUUCAACAUAGAUGGUAGAAAAUAUCAACAUUUCAGAAUUAAAUAUCACUUUAUUUAUUUUUCAAGAAAUUGUAAAUUUAAUUGUAUCACCAUUACAUUCAAUAAAAACAUGCUGGAUUGA